Messenger RNA from Papaver somniferum (opium poppy), 2003 nucleotides. Its product is annotated as alpha-L-fucosidase 1-like. NCBI's taxonomy places the organism in Eukaryota, Viridiplantae, Streptophyta, Magnoliopsida, Ranunculales, Papaveraceae. The record is from RefSeq and is a predicted model, not a curated record. Gene Ontology annotation, cellular component: lysosome. The transcript is spliced from 3 exons. Gene Ontology annotation, molecular function: alpha-L-fucosidase activity. Gene Ontology annotation, biological process: fucose metabolic process; glycoside catabolic process. Bases 61 to 1653 code for a protein of 530 amino acids.
UACCUACUGACUGUUAAUCCUCUCUUUCUCUUUGGAAAUUUUCUGCAACCCCAGAAAACUAUGAAGAAGAUGAAUUCUCAUGGACCUACAACCAAAAUCAUCAAAAUCAAACAACACUCCGUUUGUCGAAUUUCAAUGCUGAUUCUACUGAUCUCCUUAUCCCUCUUUGCAUCUGCAACAACUCUCUUAAAACCCCCUCCACUUCCCAUUUUACCAAUCCCUUCAUCUGCACAAAUCUCGUGGCAACUUGAUGAAAUGGCACUCUUUCUUCAUUUUGGUACAAAUACUUUCACUGAUUCAGAAUGGGGUACUGGUCAUAUCAGUCCUUCAGUUUUUAACCCAACUGAACUUGAUGCUCGUCAAUGGAUUAGUGUAGCUAAAAAAGCUGGAUUUUCUCGUGUAAUUCUUACUGUUAAACAUCACGACGGGUUUUGUUUAUGGCCUUCUGCUUAUACUGAUUAUUCUGUUAAAUCCAGUCCUUGGAAGAAUGGUACUGGUGAUGUGCUGUUUGAAUUGGCUAUUGCUGCAAAGGAAGCAGGUAUUGGUUUGGGUGUUUAUCUUUCACCAUGGGAUCGACAUGAAGGUUGCUAUGGGAAAACAAUGGAUUAUAAUGAAUUUUACAUGGGGCAAAUGACUGAAUUGCUCACUGGAUAUGGGGAGAUCAAGGAGGUAUGGUUGGAUGGUGCUAAAGGCGAGGGAGAAAAGGACAUGCAGUAUUUCUUCAGGUCUUGGUUUAGUCUCAUACAUCAGCUCCAGCCUGGAGCAACAAUAUUUUCAGAUGCCGGUCCUGAUACUAGGUGGGUUGGGGAUGAGGCUGGUGUUGCUGGCUCCACUUGCUGGUCUCUUGUCAACCAGAGCUCCCUCACAAUCGGACACACUGAUGCCGAGUAUUCCGGUGGAGGAGACCCACAAGGACAAGACUGGAUUCCUGCCGAGUGUGAUGUAUCGAUAAGACCUGGUUGGUUCUGGCACCCAUCAGAACUCCCCAAGUCCGCACUCACUCUUCUUGAUAUAUACUACAAAUCAGCAGGCAGAAACUGCCUUCUGUUGCUUAACGUACCUCCCAAUUCAUCAGGCCUUAUAUCAGAUGAAGAUGUUCAAGUGCUCCGAGAAUUCACAGAGCUCCGACGCGCCAUUUUCUCCCAUAACCUGGCAGUCAAUGCAGUUCUUACUGCAAGCAGCACACGUGGAAGCAGCUUUGGUGAUUCCCGAUUUGAGCCAUCUCAUGUUCUUGAAGAGGGAAUCUUUCAUUAUUGGGCCCCUGAGGAGGACCAAUCAGACUGGAUAAUAUAUCUAGAUUUCGCAACAUCAGUAUCGUUUAACAUGAUUCAAAUUCAGGAGCCAAUUCACAUGGGUCAACGUGUUGUCUCCUUCCAUCUUGAUAUUUUAAGUCAAGGGAUCUGGCAGACUGUAAUGAAGGGCACAACUGUUGGGUACAGAAGGUUGGUGCGCUUUCCCACUGUAAAAUCACAACAACUGAGACUUGUUAUUGAUAAGGCUCGAGCUGAUCCACUGAUUUCUUGCUUGGGCAUAUAUUCUGACCCAUUCUCGGUUGAUGCACCUGAUGUAAGUUCAACGUCAUACUUCAAUGCCAGUCGAAUUAUUCAGCCAGUGGUUGGCAACCACUCUUCCAGUACUUCAGCGCAGAUAUGAGUUUCAGGAUUGCAUAACAAGUUCUCAGAGUUUCUGAUUACCCAAUGGUUGGCAACCUCUCUUCCAGUACUUCAGUGUGGAUCUGAGUUUCAGGGUUGCAUAAAAAGUUUUCAGAGUUUCUGGUUAGAGAUUGCUGCAGUUCAUUCAUAUAAUGUUCAAUUUGUUAUAGCCCCUUGAAUCCCUUCUUCUUUUAGGAGUGAAGAAGAGAUUGAUGAUGCAAGUAAGGGGGAUCAUGUGCCUUAGGUCAGGCCAGAUUUCUGUAUUACAAGAAAGUUUGUUGUUCAUUGCAUGAUAUUGCUCCUGUAAAGUACAAAAUAUCAAAUAAAAUUCUUUGUUGAUUGGUUGUGUAA